UGUUUUUGGUUGUCAAACUCAAAUGUCAAUUGUCAUUAUUCGCCGCUUUGCUUUUUGAAAGCAAUUAUUUAAAACUGAAUUUAUUACAUUAUUGAAUACAGUACAUGAUUUUAAAGUUAAUUUAGAUAUCUCUUUAUUUACCUGAUACAAAUAUGAGUUCAAUCGGAACAGGUUAUGAUCUUUCGGCAUCGCAAUUCUCGCCUGACGGUCGCGUUUUCCAAGUGGAGUACGCCGCGAAAGCUGUUGAGAACUCGGGCACUGUCAUCGGACUGAGAGGAAAGGAUGGCGUUGUAUUUGCAGUGGAGAAACUUGUGACGUCAAAACUUUAUGAACCUGGUGCAAACAAGAGGAUUUUUCACGUUGAUGAGCAUGUCGGGAUGGCAGUUGCUGGGUUCAUACCAGAUGCGAGACAGGUAGUGGAAACAGCAAGAUCGGAAGCAUCAAACUACAGAUCUCAGUACGGGAUCCCAGUCCCCCUGAAAUACCUCAAUGAGCGUGUGUCCAUGUAUGUCCAUGCAUACACUCUGUACAGUGCUGUCCGUCCGUUUGGCAGCUCUGUGCUGAUGGGCUCCUGGUCUGAACAAGAUGGCCCUCAGAUGUACAUGCUUGAACCUAGUGGAGUUUCAUUUUCUUACUUUGGAUGUGCAGUUGGCAAGGCAAAACAAGCUGCGAAGACUGAAAUUGAAAAGUUGAAGCUGGCCGACAUGACAGUUAAGCAAUUAGUGAAAGAAGCUGCUAGAAUUAUUUACAUUGUCCAUGAUGAGCUGAAAGACAAACAAUUUGAGCUAGAACUAUCAUGGGUAUCGAAGGCCACGAAUGGACGGCACCAAGUUGUGCCGAAGGAGAUAGCUUCGGAGGCAGAGAACCUCGCAAAGCAGGCGUUAGCUGACAUUGAGGAUUCUGAUGAUGGUGAAAUGUAAACUUUUAUAAUUAGAUAAUAAAUUUUAUUACAAAUA
Messenger RNA from Bicyclus anynana (squinting bush brown), 956 nucleotides. RefSeq names its product proteasome subunit alpha type-3 (gene Prosalpha7). Lineage: Eukaryota; Metazoa; Arthropoda; Insecta; Lepidoptera; Nymphalidae. The record is from RefSeq and is a predicted model, not a curated record. Gene Ontology annotation, biological process: ubiquitin-dependent protein catabolic process. The transcript is spliced from 5 exons. Bases 153 to 920 code for a protein of 255 amino acids. Gene Ontology annotation, cellular component: proteasome core complex; proteasome core complex, alpha-subunit complex; nucleus.